Molecule: messenger RNA, 1726 nt
Organism: Aethina tumida (small hive beetle)
Lineage: Eukaryota; Metazoa; Arthropoda; Insecta; Coleoptera; Nitidulidae
Product: facilitated trehalose transporter Tret1-2 homolog
Exons: 4
Coding region: 199-1710 (503 amino acids)
Biological process (GO): transmembrane transport
Cellular component (GO): membrane
Molecular function (GO): transmembrane transporter activity
Source: RefSeq, a predicted model, not a curated record
CUCAUCUCUCAACUUGAUUAAUUGAACUUUCUUUUACAUCUUCCACUUUUACUGUGUGGAAGGAAAGGGAAAGUGUGCACACAUUCAAAUCAGUCAGUUUACGUCCUACAACUUGCAAGAAACAAUCACUAGCUUGAUGAAAUGUGCCCGUCUUUCAGAACGUGAUUAUUUGUUUAGCUAAUUAACCUUGAACCUGUAAUGAAAACUGUUCCAAAUAUGAAAAUUGUUACGAAAGAUAUUUUCAAUAUAAUAUUAUCAAGUUGCAAACGUCGAAAACAAAAUGAAGACACGGAAGAAGGAAAACGAUGUUUUUCUCCAACUUUAAAUCAGGUUAUCUUAUCUUUGGGUCCUUUGCUGCUGACCAUCGGCUUUGGGACAACGUUGGGUUAUUCAGCAACCCUCUUGCCCCAACUGAAGACCUUUUUACAAGUGGACGAAACACAAUCCUCAUGGAUAGCCUCAAUGGCCGCUUUACCGAUGGCUUUUGGAUGCAUUUUAGGUGGUUUCCUCAUCGAAAUGUUCGGCAGAAGGAACACCCACAUCAUCACAUGUCCCGCCCUAUUUUUAGGGUGGAUGUUGAUAUAUUUGGCCCAGAGGAUUGAAGUGAUAUUGCUGGGACGUUUUACCACAGGUCUUUGUUGUGGUGUUUUGGGAUCAGCAACUGGCGUUUACAUCGGGGAGACCUCCAGCCCUUCCGUUAGGAGCUUCCUGUUGGCCACCAUUUCGUUUUCCGUGGCUUUCGGGUUGUUUGUGGUCCAUCUAAUUGGUACGUUCACAACUUGGCAAACAACUGCUUUGAUCUGUGCCUCGAUUCCUGUUGUGAGUUUGUUGUUGUUGGUGUUCGUUCCUGAGUCACCAGCUUGGUUGGUGAAAAAGGGGCGAAUUGAAGAAGCUGAACGAGCCUUUUAUUGGUGCAGAGGAAGCUCGGAUGAAGCGAAAGCUGAGCUCCAAAUCUUAUUGGAAAAGCAACCAAAACUUGACGAGGAAAAGCCGAAGUUCCUGCAUUUAAUCAAAGAGUACUUGGUGCCUGAAUUCCUGAAGCCUUUAGCAAUCAUAGUCGUGUUCAUCGUGGCUAAUCAGUGGGCUGGAGUGAACGCAAUAGCUUUCUACACUGUGUCCAUUCUGGAGCAGACUUUAAGCAACUUCGACGAGUACCUGGCUAUGCUCAUUGUGGAUUUCAUCCGAGUUUUAAUCAGUGUCUUAGCCUGUGUUUUGCUCAGAAAAUUCAAUAGAAGGCCACUAGCCAUUAUCAGUGGGACUGGCACCUUCAUUUCCAUGGCAAUUUUAUCCUGUUACACCUAUUUAAACAGUCUAUAUCCAAACUUAAGCCACCACAAUUACAUCCCCCUAACAGCUUUGAUUUUGUACAUAUCGUUCAUCCAAAUAGGCUUUGUACCACUUCCUUGGUCGAUGAUAGGAGAGGUGUUCCCACUGAAACACCGAAGCGUAGGGAGCGCCAUCAGUUCAUUCAUGGCGUUAAUCUCGUCGUUUUCUGUUGUCAAAACGACACCCGGCAUGUUCAUGGAAUUAGGUUCGUACGGUACGUUUUUGGUGUAUGCUUCUGUAGCUAUUGUUGGUACGAUUUUUGUGGUUGCUUUCUUGCCCGAGACUAGAGGGAAGACUUUGCAUGAAAUUGAAGAUGGAUUCAAGAAACAGUUGCCAAAGAAGGUUGUGAUGAGUAAGUACGAUGAUGACGCAAAUUUUGCUUAAUAAAUUAUUUAUUUAU